Molecule: messenger RNA, 462 nt
Organism: Microsporum canis CBS 113480
Lineage: Eukaryota; Fungi; Ascomycota; Eurotiomycetes; Onygenales; Arthrodermataceae
Exons: 1
Coding region: 1-462 (153 amino acids)
Source: RefSeq, a predicted model, not a curated record
AUGAUGAAGCAGUGGAUUGUUGAAGAGCCGCAACACAGACGAACAUCCCAUCUUUAUGUAGGGCCCCAGAACGAUUAUUAUUUAACUAUACGCUGGUUGAUGAAGGUGGCCGCUAGACGUUCACGUAAAACGCUAACUUCCGGUGCGGUAGAUGAAGCAACUGUCGCGAUCUUACCGUUGCCUUAUAACGAGGCCGCCCACAGAGUCGUCGUUGAGGAAUACCAUUUCACACAUGGGAUUCCAAACUGCUCCCCGCUGGAAGCAUACGGCAUCGCAUACGUUCGCAGGCUGGUCUCGUUGAAACUCUACGAGUUCCAACCGUCUGCGACGCAGUUCACUGUCCUCCUGGAGCAUAAUGAUACUCUCACGGUAUCGUCUGGGGGGGAUGCUCUGAUUGAUCGAAUGAUGACGAUACAUGCAUUGUUGGCGUUUGGGGUGACUAUCCUUGGAUACCUGCAGUGA